AUGACUUCUAACUAUUAUCUGUGUCUAACUCCUCAAGAUAUUCUGAUAGAGGGAAGAGAUUGGAAUCAAACUAAUACGUCAUAUAGCGGAGAUGCAAUUUAUGAAUGGAACUUGGAUGGCUUAUCUGAAAGACAAUUAUUUAUCCUUGUUCAUCAAAUGUUAAUGUAUUCUACUAUAGCAAAAGUUACUGCAUCUGUCGAGAAUCGUCAAAGACAUACAGAUGCAACUAUUUAUAAAAUAAUUGUUACUGGUUUGACUAGCCAACUUCAUGGCUGGUGGGAUAAUUUCUUAGAUAAUGGUAGAAGAAAUGCUAUAUUCAAAGCUAGGAAUUCCACCGAAGGUGUUGAUAACCUCGGAAGAGCAUUACCUACGAAUACAGAAGAUGUUGUUUGUACUCUUAUGCUCACUAUUAUUGAGCAUUUUGGUGGUAGAUUUACCAAUCAAUAUGAGAAUACUAGAACACUCUUAAAUGGUCUUAGAUGUAGGACCUUAGGAGAAUUUAGAUGGUAUAAAGAUACCUUUCUAAGAAGGGUCAUGGAUUUAAUUGAAAGUAAGUAUACACAUUGGAAGGCGAAAUUCAUAGAUGGUCUUCCUCCUCUAUUUACUGAAAGGGUUAAAAAGGAGCUUAGGGGCUCGGGUUCCUAUGGUGAAAUAUCCUAUGAAAAUCUUACCUAUGGUCAGCUGAUAGCAGCCUGUACUCGGAAAGGUUUAGCCUUGUACAAUGAGUUAAAAUUGGCUACGAAAAUUAAGCUUGAUAAGCUUAAAGAAAGAUUCCAAUUAGGAGAUUUUUAUGAGCAAUUUGAAUCUGAAAAUAAUGUUAAAUUACCUAAUUCAUCUGAUAGUGAUCAUGCUAAUAUUUGUGAUGACUGCAAUGGUAAUAAUUCUAUUUGUGAUGAAACUUUUUAUAAAUUGCAAUCACAGUUUGAAGAUUUAGAUUUGAAUGUUCAAACCCUUACUGCUGAUAGCGUUCUUGACAUGGCUACAGAUCCACCCUGGCAAAUGGACAGAGGAAAAGGUAUAGGCAGAGGAAGAUACUCCUCUUUUGGGAGAAGAUCCGCCCCCUCAUCAUCACAGCCUCAGGCAUCAUAUGCUUCAUCAUCAAAUUCCUCGAUGAUACAAAGGGAAAAUAUGAGUUUGUUAAAUUCUAAGAUUCCGCAGAUAGGUGAAUCUUCUUCACAAUCGAUCCAUCUAAAAGAUAUUCCGGAGGAUCAUCCAUUAUAUGGACAAUUGCAGUCAUAUUUAAUUGCAAAGCAAGAAAAUACGUUUGUUAACAUUGCAAAAGAAAAUGUUGAUAGCAAACCAUAUGAACAACUUGAUAAUAGAGAGCUGAUAGUUCUUGUUAAAAAACUCCGAAAUUCAAAGACAAAAUGA
Molecule: messenger RNA, 1371 nt
Organism: Capsicum annuum
Lineage: Eukaryota; Viridiplantae; Streptophyta; Magnoliopsida; Solanales; Solanaceae
Exons: 3
Coding region: 1-1371 (456 amino acids)
Source: RefSeq, a predicted model, not a curated record